CAGGCAUCAGCAAGCAGUGUUCAUACACAGGCGGAAAUCUCUUAUCAAAGAGAGCUACUUGGCGAAUUCCCAACAUUUUGUUACUUGGACGCAACUGAAAAGGUCGCUUAUAAAAAUAAAAGUAACGCGAGGAUAAUAAACAGAAAGAAUGGAUUUACUAUUAAAUAAAAGUAAAUAUCUUUUUCCAACUCUCAUUCUUCUAGCAUGUCUUGUAUUUAUUCAUAUGAAAUUGCCCAAGGUAUAUAUGGCAGUGGAAUAUCCAAAGCCGAUGAUAGUACCUCGGAAAUUACAACAAAGUAAAAACAAACCCGACGAGCCUUCUUUGGAGUGUGGUGAAAUCUGUAGCUAUGAGGUGAAAGUUGAAGAGAAGAGGAAAUACUAUCCGUAUAUCCGGAAAACCGUCAAAUGUGGUUCAAUAAUGAAACGUAUGGCACUUAAUCCAGCAACUCCAAAGGUACCACCUCGGAAAAUCCCUGCAGAAUUAUAUGAUGCGUUCACACAAAAUGGGGAGCUUCCUAAUAAGAAUUAUUGGUACGUCAAUGACAAGAAGUCAAUUUCAAAGGUCAACAGAGAGAAAUAUUUUUCAAAGGAAGCAAUUGAACAACUAAUAAAGGAUGAUAAGGCUGGGAAGAUUAUUGGGACGUAUGAAGUAAAGGAACCUAAAAAGUCAAUUACCGCAUAUAAAGAUGAAAUAAGUAACGCGCGUGGAGUUGUGAUUGGAUCCCAAUCACCCUGGCUUGAAGCAUUGGCCUUAUCUGUUGGUGCAAAACACAUGAUAACACUUGAAUAUAACAAUAAUCCGUUCCUUCAUCCUAAAAUAACCAAAAUCCACCCGUAUGAUAUGGCAAAAUUAUAUGCAAAUGGUAGUUUUCAAGAGUUCGAUUUUGCAUUAUCGUAUUCAUCAAUUGAACAUUCUGGAUUAGGUCGCUAUGGAGACCCUCUGAAUCCAUAUGGGGAUCUGGAAGCUGUUGCACAGGUUUGGUGCAUGCUCAAACCAGGGGGAUUAUUUAUUCUCGGACUUCCAGAGACACAUAAUGAGACAUCCUACUUGCAGUUUAAUGCUAUGAGGAGGUAUGGUCAUAGUAGACUCAAACAUCUUACUGCAAAUUUCGAGGUUAUUGAUCGUUUUAUUGGAUACGAACGAUAUGAUCUUCAGGGUAUUUGGGUUUUAAGAAAAUCACAAUGAACCCCAGUAUAUGAUAAUUUAAGUACGACAUCCCAUGCUUCGUAUGUGAUGUACAGAGUGUCAAUGAAUUGGAGCAAAUGUGGCCCGGGUAUUAGUGAAAAACACAUAUAUAGCGUGGUAUAAAAGCAUGUCACAUUUGAUUACAUCCAAUCAAUAUAGAAUUGGCAUGCCUUUUAAUCAUAAGACAUGUAUAUAGGGUGUCUCAAAAAUGUACCCAAAAGUAUAUCAACAGCAUAGACAAACCAAUCAAUAUUUUCAGACAUUUUUUGCAUGCU
Messenger RNA from Owenia fusiformis, 1461 nucleotides. Lineage: Eukaryota; Metazoa; Annelida; Polychaeta; Sabellida; Oweniidae. The record is from the annotation of a GenBank genome assembly.